Messenger RNA from Daucus carota subsp. sativus, 1232 nucleotides. Its product is annotated as delta(7)-sterol-C5(6)-desaturase. The record is from RefSeq and is a predicted model, not a curated record. NCBI's taxonomy places the organism in Eukaryota, Viridiplantae, Streptophyta, Magnoliopsida, Apiales, Apiaceae. The transcript is spliced from 3 exons. The coding region runs from base 144 to 959 and encodes 271 amino acids. Gene Ontology annotation, biological process: sterol biosynthetic process. Gene Ontology annotation, molecular function: iron ion binding; C-5 sterol desaturase activity.
UGAAAAAGACACAUACCAACUCCACAACUCAACACCUGCUUUCCCUCGUCUUUCCCCUCUUCCAAAACUCCCUUUCACUUCACUCCCCCCUCCUCCUCUGUCGGCGCCGGACCUCCCGCCGUCUCCCAAAUUCCGGCCAAAACAUGGACGAUUACGGCAAGCUGUUCGUCGCCGAGACGAGUUUCUACAAUCGCAUUGUUCUCGGAGGGCUCUUGCCGGAGAGACUGUGGACCCCACUUCCCCACUUUCUUCAGGGAUGGCUCCGGAACUACAUUGCCGGAACCCUGCUUUACUUCAUCUCCGGCUUUCUCUGGUGCUUUUAUAUUUAUUACUUGAAAAGAAGCGUUUAUAUUCCUAAAGAAGCAAUCCCUACUAAAAAGGCAAUGCUCUUGCAAAUAAUUGUUGCAAUGAAGGCAAUGCCAUGGUAUGUUUCUCUUCCAACAGUUUCUGAGUACAUGGUUGAGAACGGAUGGACGAGAUGCUUUCCGAGUAUUAGCAGCAUUGGUUGGCUUGACUACAUCUGGAACUUGAUUGGCUAUCUUGUAUUCGUGGAGUUUGGUAUAUACUGGAUGCAUAGAGAGCUGCAUGAUAUUAAACCCUUAUACAAGUAUCUUCAUGCAACACACCACAUCUACAACAAGCAAAAUACCCUUUCUCCUUUUGCUGGCUUGGCAUUCCACCCACUAGAUGGGAUUCUGCAGGCACUUCCUCAUGUCAUAGCUCUUUUCCUGGUGCCCAUGCAUUUCACAACCCAUGUAGCCCUCUUAUUUAUGGAGGCCAUCUGGACAGCUAACAUUCACGACUGCAUCCAUGGUAAAUUGUGGCCUGUAAUGGGAGCUGGUUACCACACUAUUCAUCACACAACAUACCGUCAUAACUAUGGUCACUACACCAUAUGGAUGGAUUGGAUGUUUGGGACUCUUCGUGAUCCUAUUGAGGACGAUGCAAAGAAGAUAUGAACCGAAGUACAUAGAAUUGUGCUGUCAAGUAUUCAGUUGCUUUAAUCUUUUGAGCCUGGUGCUGAAGAUGACAUGUAUAACCUUUCUGUAAAUUAACUUUCAAUUCUACCUAUUUCGUUUUGUUGGCGUCAGAAUUGUUUUCUUUUUUAGGACGGCCAUUUCCUUAACUUUGUAUUGGUCUUAUGAGUACAGGUGGGAUGCAAGUUAUCAGCUUCAGGGAUACCAAAGAAACUGAAAAGGGCAAUAUUGAAUAUAAAAUGUUUUCCCUGCAAA